This is a messenger RNA of Papaver somniferum (opium poppy), 3017 nucleotides long. RefSeq lists its product as uncharacterized. Lineage: Eukaryota; Viridiplantae; Streptophyta; Magnoliopsida; Ranunculales; Papaveraceae. Bases 227 to 2782 code for a protein of 851 amino acids. The record is from RefSeq and is a predicted model, not a curated record. The transcript has 2 exons.
UUUUGAGGUCGGUAGUUCAACUCCUUGCCCUAGCUAUUGCAAAACGCAUUUGGACUGACGCCCACUGCUGCUGCUGCUCUCGGGUCUUCUUCCUCCUCCUCUUUACACUUCGGGCUUCAGUUUUGGAAUAGAAGAUCAAUUUGGGAUUUUUGUGAAUUAGAGAGGAUUCGGAUGGUUGAGACUUGAGACAGAAGCAGUUGUUCGAAGAUGGGUUGCAUUAAUCUUGAUGAAGUAUAAUGACUAUGAUGGUGCUAAGAAAAAGCUAAUUGAAGCACAAACAUCGUAUCCAGGACUUGAAUAUGUUGAUGAAUUGAUAAAAUUAUGUGACAUAGCAAUUACAGCUAAGUCUCAAGGGAGUGGAAUUGAUUGGUACUCGGUUCUCGACAUUAGCAAGACAGCCAAUGUGUCUGACAUAGAGUUUAAGUUCAUGGAGCUGAUGAGAACUUUGGAACCGGUUAAGAACAAGUUUCCGGAAAUUCAAUCAGCUUUGCGUCUCAUCGAAAAAGCUUAUAGCGAGUUUGAAACGAGAAAAGCUGCAAGCUUGGUUCCUUGUGGUUCUGUGAAGCCACUAGACAUAGCGCAUUCAGAAACCGUGAAUAUUGAUAGCGGAGCUACUUCACAAAGUUCUUCUGGGAGUAAGAGAAUUGUCAGCGAGGAUUCAGAUAAUAACAGUCUAAUAUGCAAUACAGGGGAGCAGCCUUUGAAGAGGGUAAGAAGUUUGGGUGGGAAUGAUUGUGAAUUUAUAGCUGAGACCCAAUCGUUCCAUAAACACCUAGGAAAAAUUUGCGGCCAAGAAGCGAGCUCGGAUAAUGCUAUAAACAAGACCAGGGUAAAUGAAACGGAAGGAUCUGAGAACCUUAUGAAAGCCAUGGUUCACAAGGAACCUGCUCUAGCAACUCAAAAUGUCAAGAAACUCAUUACUUAUUCACGGCGUAGACAUCUAUCACCAAGAACAUGUGAAGCAAAAAAGAGUCAGGUUGAUGGAACAUCAAAAGAUGAAAACACAUCUUCAGAUAAUUUGGAAAUGGAUAGGUCAUCCAGCGAGAACGUAGUCAAUCUAACUGCAAAGAAUGACGGAGAAAAAGUGGCGGAAGAGAUUGAUUUGGAGAAUGAUGGAUUCAGUUUGGAGAAUGAUUGUGAAUUUGUUUCUGAGACCCAAUCACUCAGUAAACUCACAGGGAAAGUUUGUGGUGAGGAAGUGACCUCGGAUAUUGCUAAAUGCAGUACUAGAUCAAAUGAAGUGGAAGGAUCUUUAGGAAGAUUUUCUGGGAGCGGUGUGAAAUCCAUAGUAUGCAACUAUAAAAAGGAUGGUGCAUUUGCUGUUGGUCAGUGUUUGGCUGUUUAUGAUCAAGAAAAAAUGCCUCGGUUGUAUGCUAAAAUUACUAGAAUAGAACAUCGCUAUAAGAAGGAAACAAAUAGCUCAGAAGAAGUACUGUAUUUUAGGUGGCUGAGGCCUGCUCCUGUUAACGCAGAUGAGAGAAAAUGGCAUGAGGCGGGUUUGCCUGUUUCUUGCGGGUUCUUUAAGAUGGAUGGUUAUAAGAUAGACAAAUGUGACAAGGUGGUUUUCUCACAUUUGGUCUCAUCGUUUCAAGAAUAUCGUUAUUCAGAAGAACUGGUUGAACUUUAUCCACAAGCAGGUGAAGUAUGGGCAAUUUACAAAGAUUGGAAACCAUUUGAUUGGUGCUCGGAUCCUAAAACAGGAAAAGGAUGCAAGUUCCUGCUCGUGGAAAUUCUCAGUGAUUACUCGAUCGCAACUGGUGUUAAGGUUGCACCAAUGGUAAAGGUGGCAGGGUAUAAAGCCAUCUUUCAAAGGAGUAGCUUCUCUUAUCAAAUUGCUGCUCGCAAUUUGUUUGGGUUUUCUCACAAUAUCCCGGUUAGGUCCGCAGGUGACAUGAAGGGUCUAUUUGCAGGUAGUGUAUUUGAUCUCAACCGGUUGUCAAUACCUAAGGAUGUUGUUGUUGGUACAGUUGCUGCAAAAUUCAGUAAUGGUUCCAGCAUUAGGCAUCAAAAUCCUGGGUUUCCUCGUACAUCUUCAGUGCCGAAUCCCGAAAUCAAUACAGGGAAUCAGUAUGCAGGGUAUGUUGCUCCUGGGAAUCAAAAUGUCAAACAGCACAGUACAACUUCAAGGCUAAGACUUCUUUCACCAAAAUCAUGUGAAGUUAAUAAGAGUCAGGCUGAUGGAACAUCAAAAGGUUGCACCACAUCUUCAAAUAAUUUGGAAUUGGAUGGGUCAUCAAGACAGAACGUACGCAAUCUAACCGCAAAGAAUGACGAAGAGAAGUUGGCAGGAAAAGUUUCUGGCCAAGUGAGCUCGGGUACUGCUAAACACAGGAGUACCGAUAUUCAAAAAGAACUCGUUCAACUUUAUCCACAAGCAGGUGAAGUAUGGGCAGUUUAUAAAGAUUGGAAACCAUUUGGUUGGUGCUCGGAUCCUAAAACAAGAAAAGAAUGCAAGUUCCUGCUCGUAGAAAUUCUCACUGAUCACUCCCCAGCAGCUGGUGUUAAGGUUGCAUCACUAGGAAAGGUGGCAGGGUAUAGUACCAUCUUUCGGAGGAGUGGCCAGUCUUAUCAUAUUGCUGCUAGCAAAUUGCUUGGGUUUUCUCAUAAUCUCCCAGUUAGGUCCACCGGUGACAUGAAGGGUUUAUUUGCAGGUACGGUACUUGAUCUCGACCCAUUAUCAAUACCUAAGGAUGUUGUUGUUGAUACAGUUGCUGCAGAAUUCAGCUACAGUUCCAGGAUUAAGCACCAGAAUUCUACAUCUGCUCCUAUAACUUCAAUGUAGAACCUGAUCCAACUCCAACAAUGACAUUCUAUUUCUUUCCGAAGCACAGAAAACUUGAAGAAAAAGAAAAUGUCAGACAUUAUGGCAAAUGCAAUGAGUUUGUCAGUUUCUCUUCUAUCAGUGUCUUUUGGGUUGUAGUUCUUUUGUUUUCUGACGAUAGUUGUCCUUUAAAUCAAAUGUGAAAAUUAGCUCUACUUGUGAACUGACUAUGAAAUUCCAACCAAAAGAAAACUUG